Messenger RNA from Procambarus clarkii (red swamp crayfish), 2976 nucleotides. RefSeq lists its product as uncharacterized. Gene Ontology annotation, molecular function: G protein-coupled receptor activity. Gene Ontology annotation, cellular component: plasma membrane. Gene Ontology annotation, biological process: G protein-coupled receptor signaling pathway. NCBI's taxonomy places the organism in Eukaryota, Metazoa, Arthropoda, Malacostraca, Decapoda, Cambaridae. The record is from RefSeq and is a predicted model, not a curated record.
UCACACCCACCACCACCACCAGUAUCACAACCACCACCACCGCUCAGGAAGUCCCGGGAACUAAGCUGGGAUACAAAAUCUUAUGUCUCGCAGUACUCUCCGGUGUCUUGUGCUGUGUGGACUGUAGCCUGAGUACACACUAUACAGCGGAGGAAGCGUGCGUGUUGCAGCCGGCACCCAUCAUGACUGCCAACCUCCUGGUGUGGCUGGUGUUAAACUUGCUGCUGCUCUUGGUCCUUUUGCCGUGGUUCAGUGAGGUGGGACAAUCUACGUGCAGCGUGCAGGAAGAGAAGGGUGUCGCGUCAGGGAGCAGGCGUCACUGGGCAGCCUCGUGCACGACUACAAGUGACUCCACUGCUCAACUAAACAGGCCAGGCAUCGAGGGCCAGCUGGCGAGGCCCACCAGCCUCAACUUGUUACUUGGACUCAAAGAUGGCUUUCUCAAGUCAGCCGGUUCUCUGGAUCAGCCGGGAUCAGCGAGGCGAAGCAAGAGAUUCCAAAGUGUUGGUGAGAUCUCUGAAACGCCUCAGGCUCGUAUGCAGCAAGUCUCCGGAAGUGACAAGUCUCUGCCAUCAUCAAUAGCAACAUCUCCCAGCGAUGAUCACAGCUUGGAUACGUCUCCCGGCAAUGGCUUCGCUACAGAUGCUCCGGAAAGUGUGUUUGCGAAUGUAUUAGCGAGAACAGCGGCCAAUGGAUGGACCGGCAAUACUUGGCUCGACUACGAGGGCGUAGUGAGAUCAGUGUAUAACGGUAGCAAGCAAGCUUCUCUUCAGAAGCUUGGUGCACCAACAGGCCAGGAGUCGACGUUCUUCCACAUUACAGCAGCUGGCACGGCUUCCACUCUGCUCAGUGUUCCGGCAACAAUGAGCACUACGGAAAGCCAAAAAUCUUCGCUUGUUAGAAAGAGCGUGCUGCUCUGUGAUCAUCCUCCUCAGACUUACUCUUCAAACUUUCAGGGACAGGCAGAGGUGGUCUGCGGAAGGCACAAGAAAUUCCACAUACAAUUUUCACACACGAUACUAAUGUGUAAAAAUAUAUAUCAAUCCUUUCGUGGAAUUAAAGCAGAACCACAUUAUGUUAUAAUAUACGAUUCUCAAUAUGAAUAUUAUUUGGCUGUAUAUGAUGAUGAAACGUUUGUUCAGAUCUGUUUACCUUUAUUUAGAACAUUUGAUAUAUGUGAAGAAAUGAACUUUCUCACCGUGUGUCGGGAAGCUCGAGUGGGAUUUCUACACUCCCACCACUGUCUCAAACCCUCAGAAGGAGCAGACAUUUCUGGUGAAUUUCUUGCUUCCUUUAUUCUGCUAAACGACACUCAGUGCUUUCAAGAAUUUUGCAAAGGAACAUUGACUGUGAUUGAUUCAGAAGUAAAAGGAGUACAUUACCGACUGUUCAACACGUUAACAUCGAGUACUGCUUCUCUAUGUUCUUACCAGGCAGAAAGCCUUCACUUUUUCGGCAACAGGCACAACAAAACAUUGUAUCUGAUUGUCAACAAUCACUGGCCGUGCUGUUAUGACAUGUACAUCGUGGCGUGGGUGGGCGACCCUUUGGUUCAUCGUUUGAACGCUGCUUGGAGCUAUCUGCCAGCAUCUUGCCAGAUAGGUGAAGUACUCCUGAUAACUUGGGUGGCGAUCAUUGGAGCGAGUGGGUUGGUGGGGAACCUGGUGGUGGUGGUGGUGAUGUGGAGCGGGGGCCACCACCGGCAGGAGUCGAGCAUGAUGCGCACCUCCCUGGCGCUCGCUAACUUGAUCUGCACACUGUUAGUGGUCUUCCCAUCCCUCUGUAAUCAUCUUGUUCCCUUCUUUUACCCAACUGAGUUUAUAGAGGUGCUCCAUCCAGACGAGAUACUCGACUUUCAUCAUCGUGAAGAUGUUGUUCCGUCGACGGAGAAUCCCAUCCGCCGCAUAGAUAAUUACGCAGACUACACCAGUGGCUUUUUUUUAUUUCAGUCUCUGAUGUACUGCGUGUCUUCCACCGUGUCAGUGCUAACCAUCUUCUUGCUGAGCCUGGAGAGGUUCGUGCUCACGGGCCGACCACUCCUCUACAGGGACUACUUCACUAUGCCCUGGGUUCAAACAGCCAUCGCUCUCACCUGGAUCACAGGCCUCUCCAGCGCCUUCAUGUUCGCCGCUCAUUACGACACAAAUCUGGGCGCUUCGGUAAUUACCUUCACCAAGCUCCCACUUGGGACCUCGGACAAUUACCCUAACAGCUUCAUCUAUGCAAUAUUAUUCUAUUGCCAAUAUUCAAUUCUUGUAAUUGCAGGAGUUUCUAUUAUUAUCUUCUCAGUGUUAGCGAUACACAAUUUUGUGAAGACACAGAAGGAGCUGACGGCAGAGUGGGAGAAGAUGGCAGUGGCCGGUCCUUACAAGGAAGAGAACCGUCGCAUAUUGAUAACACUGAUACUCACUCUUAUGCUCUUCCUUGCCUCAUGCGUUCCAAUCGCCAUCGAAAUCAUUUUCCGUAAUAUACAUUUCAAAUUUAAACGCGAUACACUAUUCACUUACUUUGCUCAGUGGAUGUUCGUGUCGAGAUCAGCGUGGAACCCCUGGGUGUAUAACUUUCGCAGUCGGGAGUUUAAGGAAGAAGUAAGCAAACUAUUGGAGGUGUUGCCGGAGUGGAUGAGGCUCCAGCCGUCCGGCGCCCGCUCCCGGCGGCUGAGAGACCUCCAUGAUCUUGACAGUCAGACAAAGCUCUCCAGAAUUCUGGAGAGACUCGGACCAAAGGAUGAAUAAUUACCGAGCAGCUCGGUGAUCAAUAGUUCACAGUAGAGGCAGAAAUGUUUUGCAUAGAUUCAUAUUAACCCUUAGACUGCUAGGUAUAUUUUUUGACGAAUAAAGUUAAACAGGAUCACACUCCUGGUGAUAUUUUUCAGCCUAAUAGUACAUAAUAAGAGGAAAUAAACCUUGUUAGUAUAUAUAUAAUGUUAUUAAGUAUUAGAAUUUUGGCAUUUGUGGAAUCAAGUCCGCUUAAUAU